AUGCAAGGCGCUGAGAUGGCAGAGAAGAUUCAGAUCAUGGGCUCGACGCCUGUCGAGGAGGAGCCCCUCUAUGGGCUCACGUACCUGCCGCGAAAAUUCAAGGUAGCUGUGGCAAUCCCUCCGAGCAACGACGUGGACCUCUUCGCGCACUGUGCAGGCUUCAUUGCCAUCAUCCAGAACGGCAAGUUGCUAGGCUUCAAUGUGGCUGUUGGUGGUGGCCUUGGCUUCACCCAUAACAACCAGAAGACUCAUCCUCGACUUGCGGACGUGAUCGGCUUCUGCAAACCCGGCGAUGCGAAGUAUGUAUGCGAGUGCAUCCUCACCGUCGCUCGUGACUUCGGUGAUCGUACAGGGCGAAAGCAUGCACGGGUGAAGUACACCGUCGAAGACUAUGGCCCAGAGUGGUUCAAGGAGCAGGUGGAGGAUCGUCUGGGAUUCAAGCUUGAGCCUGCCAAGCCUUACAAGUUGGAGCACCGUGGCGACCUGCACGGCUGGGUGAAGGCCAGCGAUGGCACCUGGAGCUGCGGCCUUCUUGUCCCCAUCGGCCGAGUCAAGGAGAGCACGCGCGUGUGCAUCCGCAAGAUCGCCGAAGAGCUGAAGGGCAAGGAGAAGGGUGGUUUCCGCAUGACGUGCAACCAGUCCCUGGUUCUGGAGAACAUCUCCGAGGCCAAGAGACCGGUCAUCCAGAAGCUUCUGGAUGAGUACCAAGUGAUGCACAGCAAGGAGACAACAGUCAGUGGUCUUCGCCGCAACAUGGUUGCGUGCGUCGCCCUGCCAACGUGUCCACUGGCCUUCGCCGAGGCAGAACGGUACCUGCCAACCCUGGUGGAGCGCCUGGAGGCUGUAGCCGACAAGGUUGGUCUUGGCCAGGAAGACAUCGUCAUCCGGAUGACUGGCUGCCCAAACUCCUGCGGCAGGCCUUCGAUGGCAGAGAUUGGCUUCAUUGGAAAGGCACCUGGCACCUACAACAUGUACCUAGGUGCGGAUUUCGUGGGCCAGCGCUUGAACACACUCUUUGCGGAGUCCGUCAAUGAGGACCAGAUUAUCCAGAUCUUGACACCAAUUUUCGGCCGCUUCGCACAGGAGCGGGAGAAAUGCGAAAAGUUUGGAGACUUCCUGAUCCGCAAGCUGAUCGUCAAGCCGAUGAACAACGGCCGUGACUGGUGGACGACCCCGGAGGUCUGA
Symbiodinium sp. CCMP2592 is the source of this 1185-nucleotide messenger RNA. The record is from the annotation of a GenBank genome assembly. Lineage: Eukaryota; Dinophyceae; Suessiales; Symbiodiniaceae.